This is a messenger RNA of Cricetulus griseus (Chinese hamster), 1470 nucleotides long. Lineage: Eukaryota; Metazoa; Chordata; Mammalia; Rodentia; Cricetidae. The record is from RefSeq and is a predicted model, not a curated record.
AACCCUCUGGAUCCGGGGCCACUCAUCUACUCCUGCCACUGCUCUUGACCUGUGCACGUACCCUGUGCUGAUUCUCUGCCUGAGAGAGGAUCAUGCAGCUGGAGAUCAAAGUGGCCCUAAACUUCAUCAUCUCCUAUUUGUACAACAAGCUGCCCCGGCGACGGGCAGACCUGUUUGGGGAGGAACUAGAGCGGCUUUUAAAAAAAAAGUAUGAAGGCCACUGGUACCCUGAGAAGCCAUUGAAAGGUUCUGGCUUCCGCUGUGUCCACAUUGGGGAGAUGGUAGACCCUGUGGUGGAGCUGGCUGCCAAGCGCAGUGGUCUAGCAGUGGAGGAUGUGCGUGCCAAUGUGCCAGAGGAGCUGAGUGUCUGGAUUGACCCCUUCGAGGUAUCCUACCAGAUUGGUGAGAAGGGAACUGUGAAAGUCCUGUACUUAGAUGACAGUGAGGGUGGUGGUACCCCAGAGCUGGACAAGGAGAUCAAGAGCAGCUUCAACCCUGAUGCCCAGGUGUUUGUGCCCAUCGGCAGCCAGGACAGCUCCCUGUCCAACUCUCCAUCACCAUCCUUUGGCCAGUCACCCAGCCCCACCUUUAUCCCCCGGUCUGCCCAGCCUAUUACCUUCACUACUGCCUCCUUUGCUGCCACCAAAUUUGGCUCCACAAAGAUGAAGAAGGGUGGUGGGCCAUCAAGUGGUGUAAGUGUGGCUGGGGGCGGGGCUAGUGGCCAGCAGCCACCACAACAGCAGCCUCGCAUGGCCCGCUCACCCACGAAUAACCUGCUGAAGCACAAGAGCCUUUCUUUGUCUAUGCAUUCACUGAACUUCAUCACAGCCAGUCCAGCCUCUCAGUCCCAGCUUUCACCCAAUGCCAAGGAGUUUGUGUACAACGGUGGUGGCUCUCCCAGCCUCUUCUUUGAUGGGGCAGAUGGCCAGGGCAACAGCACUUCGGCCCCCUUUGGGAGUAGUGGAGCUGGCACUUGCAACAGCAGCAGCUUUGAUGUGUCCCAGGUGUUCGGAGGUGGCACUAACAGCCUCUUCUUGGAGAAAACACCCUUCGUAGAAGGCCUCAGCUACAACCUGAACACCAUGCAGUAUCCCAACCAGCCCUUCCAGCCUGUCGUGCUGGCCAACUGACCGUCUUCCUGUCUGCCAGGCCAGGAGCACCCACGACCACAGAAAAGAGAAAGGAAAGGCCAAACAAAAGAGGAAAAGAGAACUGUACAAAAAGAUUCCAAUCUUCUCAUUCUCACAGCUAGGAAAAAGAUCCGCCCAGGCACAGAGUAGGAGGGGGCUUCCAAAGCACAAAGUUGUGUGUAACUCAGCCCCCAACUAUUUUCCUGCCUGCCCCUGAUUUCAUUUGGUUGGUUUGGGUUUUGGGUUUUUUGAGUUUUUUUGUUUUGUUUUGGGUUUUUUGUUUUGUUUUGUUUUUUGUUUUUAUUUUGUUUUUUGUUUUGUUUUUUUGUUUUUUGUUUUU